This is a messenger RNA of Purpureocillium takamizusanense, 2395 nucleotides long. RefSeq lists its product as uncharacterized. Gene Ontology annotation, molecular function: ubiquitin-protein transferase activity. The record is from RefSeq and is a predicted model, not a curated record. Lineage: Eukaryota; Fungi; Ascomycota; Sordariomycetes; Hypocreales; Ophiocordycipitaceae. The coding region runs from base 654 to 1820 and encodes 388 amino acids. The transcript has 2 exons. Gene Ontology annotation, cellular component: SUMO-targeted ubiquitin ligase complex.
CGCGGUACCUGCAGCCGGCGGCCAACGGACGGCGCCUGGGUUUGUGACCGCACACGCACACACUAACACGCCUUCCUCGCCUCCCGGGGGGCGCCUCUCCUUCACAUCACGCACUCCACCAAUUCGCCGCCCUCGGACUUAACCUCAACUCUUCACCACCGACCUCGAUCCCUCCCCCCCGUCCACGCGAGCACGUCUGCCUGCCGCCUGGACCCAGGGUGCCUCCUCCCGACAUUCGAGCACCAUUCCAUCAGCCCGCAGCAGCGUCAUCGACAGUAUACACAGACAUAUAAGUCUCGGCGGGCCUUCCCUGCAGCCAGCCAACGACCUGCCCGCGGUUUCUCGCCCAGGCCCACCUCCUUGUUCGAACAUACGACACUGAACGGUGCCGAUUCAGAGACUUCGCAUUUCCUCCGAGCCGCCACACUCCCUCCUCCCAGUGAAAGACGCGGCAGACCCGGUGCAAGCCUACAUUUACCCAUCUCUACGCAUACGCCUUCGGCUGGCAAGUGCGGCGGAACGGCUCGACCUUGCAAAGCCGCCCGCAGCCCUCCUCCUUCUCCCUGCCGGGCCACGGCCCUAUUUCGCCUCUUCAACCUCCGCAUAGCACCGCGUCACCGUUUGGCAUAGCAGCAGAGCAGCAUCGACUUUCCAUGAUGGCGCGCCCCGGGGACGGAGGGUCAUUAUUUGUCGACGACGACGACUUGGAUAUAAUAGAAAUCACCAACCCGAAUUCGGCGACUCAGAUUGCGAGCCUGCUGAAUCCCUUGAGACCCGUCACCCCGGCAGAGAUACUGUCGAGCCGGCGGAGCGACCGUUCUCGAGACUCCUCCCGAUGGGACGAACCUCCGCCUGCGCGGCGAAGCACCCGGUGGGAUCGCCCGCCGCCUCCACCGCUGCCUCGGUCACAAGCGCCGACGGUCAUCGACCUGACCAACGAGCCCGACUCUCCGGUGCAGGAGAGACGACUACCGCCACCCGCGCCCAGUCUGCCCGGCAGGAACCCUAGAAGGACAAACUCCCAGAGGCCUUCGCCACCGCGGCUGUCAAGAAGCGAUAGCACCUUUGUCGGCCCUGGCGCCGUCAUAGACCUGACGGACGAUAGCCCGAGAGAGGGCCGGCGGCUAGAGCCUCCUCGUCCAUUUCGGGCGCGUAAUUCGCACCGCCAUGGACGUCAACACCAGCGCGGGUCCGUGGCCGACCACCACGACCACGACCAUGACCAUGAUCCCCAUCUCUCGACGAUUCACCUCCAGUUCGUAGACAAUGCGACCCCUAACAACUUAUUGACGACUUUCCGCAGCGGCGUUCGGCAUAUGGUUGACACUCUUUUCAGUGCAGAGCUCCUGAGAAGUGGUUACAACCCGACGACAAUCGACAGCCUCAGUGCGUUCACUACCAGAGAACCCAGUCCGAAGCCUCCCAUGGAAGACGUGCCGCCUACCCGCCCAGGCUUCACGCGCGACACGUGCGCCGCUACAGAAGAUACAGAAGAGAGGGUGGUGGUCUGCCCCGCCUGCGAAGAGGAACUAGCCUACGACCCAACGGAAACGGCCGCGGAGAGUGCCACCACGACCGCCGGCAAGAAACGCAAGCGGGUCCCGGGCGAACAUCACUUCUGGGCCCUGAAGAAGUGCGGACAUGUUUACUGCGCGGACUGUUUCGAAAACCGAAGGCCGACCAAGGCAUCUCAGGGCGUUGGCUUCCGCAACUACGGCACGAAGCAAGGGAGUAGCACCGGUAGUGACCUGAAAUGUGCGGUGCCUGGCUGCGAGACCAAGGCGGCAAACAAGACGGAGUGGAUAGGCAUCUUCCUGUAACGAACGACGGCACGAGAUGGGAAGAUGUAGGGUUCGAGCGCGCGACGGCCCUUUUAAUGAUUGCGAGCGUGUUUGUCCCAUUUUGUGCGCGGAGCAUGGAGGCGACAUCUUCUAUGGAUUCUGGCGAACCGGACAGGCUGGGGCAGGGGCAAGGUUUACACAUGGGCGGCGUUUUCGGCGGGCGGAAAGCAUUGCGCUGCGGUUUAUACAGUAUAUUUGUUCGCCGCUGGAUGCAAGGCGGACGGGGGAGGGAUUCUUUCCAGAGCCCCUCUUCACAGGAUGAGCAGGGCAGGGCAGGGCCGGUAGCCUUUUGGGCAGCGACCGUGCCUUUGAUUGCACCCUACGAUAUGGAUCAGGAAAGGGACACGAAUGGAAGACGUCAGUCUUAAUGACCGGUGGCCUGGCCUGUGAUUCGCCUUGUGAAUUCCUUGUGGACCGGCUACGGAGGUUUGGCUGCCAUGUGCGUCCCGUACCUCAUGUACGUGGCAACCACAUUUCCUCGAAAAUACAGCCUUCUUCAACGGGCCGUGGCUUGCAAGUCACGUAUCGGUGCGAGGGCGUUUGCAUCGAUCGGC